CCCAGUCAACAAGUGCAUCUAAUUGGUCAAAAGAUGAAAGAUCUCAGCGUGAACUGUUCAACCAUGCAAUGGAUAUCCUAUCAAGUGGAGAUUACCCUCCUUUAAAGUGCCAGGUAUCUCAGAAGUUGGACCAGUUGCAGUACUCUACAAGGAAGUUUUACAUACGCCAAGCACGUUUAGCAAUUGAGCUUGUUUGUGAGAGUAUUGCACCAUGCCAAGGUACAGAGUUGAUGCUUCAAGUUUUUGACAGCAUUCCAAAGGAAAAACCAAAACAAAGUGAUGCAGUUACCGAAGCAGUUAUUUCUGCUUACAUGAAGGCAGAGGACCAUACUACAAAAGUGCAGAUUUUAUCAAUAAUUGUUGGACAGUAUACCAAAUCAGAACUCUUGUCUCUUGUUGAUGGGUUAACUCUGUACAAGAUUGAUGCUGCAAGAAAAUAUGCUGCAACCCAUGGACCUGGGCAGUACAUUACGCCACCAAAGAUCACAAGAGUACGUAUACCAAAGGAGAAGAUACAUCACUUCAUUCAGUUUAUUUCAUCUCCAGCUUACCUGCAAGUUGUUGGAUUUGGAUCAAGACACUUGAAAUUAUCAUCAGGCCUAAGUGUAAAAAUUCCAAAAGUGAUACGAACUAUGAUAGCUUCUCGACUCAUCACAGCAUAUAAUUCCUAUUGCAAAGAAAACUCAAUCCUUCCUCCAUCAAGAGCAACCCUUUAUAAAAUCAUCAAAGCAUGCCCUGCCUCUCAACUGAAGUCUCUGCAUGGGUUGGAUAACUACAUCAGUGAUGGAAUGGAUGGUAUUGAUACUUUGAACAAAUUGAUAUCCACUCUUGCUAUGAAGGGUCUUCCAGAGAGCAAAGUUACUGAAAUCCAGAAAAUGCUAGAAACAUUGAAGGUACAUCUGAAGAAUGAGUUCAAAAGUCACAUCUCCCCUUCCAGUGACUGCAUUCAACACUGUACACAGUUUGCAUUGUCCGAAAAAGAAUGUGAUCAUUUGCAUAAUACUAGCUGCCAGUUAUGUGAAACUAUGUAUCAUAUGAAAUUGGAAAUUGGUGAUCUCAUAAAACAUACAACUUUUAUCAGCACUCAAGACAAAGAAGAAACAAACCAUGAUUUUGAGUUGGCAACAGAAAAGAUAUGGGCCUGGAGAGAUCAUUCAAUUAGAACAGUGAACCAGGAUCUGUGCAGAGAGAAUAUCAUUCAGAACCUACAGCUACAUGAAGUGAUGAUCAUUGCUGACUGGGCAAUGAAGUAUUUGCCACAAACUUUCCGUGAAACACAGAACGAGUGGUUUGGCAAGCAGGGUAUCAGCUGGCACAUGAUUUGUGGCAUUCUUUGUCAGGCACAGUCAACAACAGAAGACAAAGAAGACCAAAAGAACAUUGAGAUAAUUUCCAUAGUGCAUCUUGUGGAAGAAGGAAAGCAAGGAUGGCACUUAGUCAGUCAAAUUUUCAACAAUGCUUUCAAAGUGUUGAAGUCCAUCCAUCCACAUCUAAAGGAUGCAUACAUCAGAUCAGAUAAUGCGGGUUGUUACCAUUCCUUACCAAUGCUGUCCUAUCUCUGGAAAUUCCGCAAUGAAUUGCCAUUAGUUGUAAAGCAGUAUAAUUUCAGUGAAGCGCAAUCUGGCAAAGACUUGUGUGACUCACGAACAGGAUCUUGCAGGCUUCACAUGCUUAAUUACAUCAAUGAAGGCCAUGACAUCACAAACACUUUGCAAAUGAAGGAAGCACUUGAAAGUCAUGGUGGUGUUAGAAACACCUAUGUUUCCAUUGUUAGCCCAACAUCACAAAUUGAUACACAGCCAGUACUUUGUGGACAGUUGAAAAAUUUUCAGAUCUCAAAGUAUAACAAUUUCAGCUUUGAAGAUGAAGGACUUAAGGCUUACAAAGCUUAUGGGAUUGGAGGAGAGCUGAUAAAUGCAUCAGAUAUUUCCAGGAUUUCUGAGCAACUGUCAUUAGCAGAUGAAAAGUUGGUUUUUUCUGACCCAAAAAGACCAGAUUUCAAAGCAUCAUAUACCAGAGGAAGCACAAACAGAGACAAUUUUCCUUGUAUUGAACCAGAUUGUAUUAGGGUUUUUAAAAAAGAAAAUCAACUGAUUCAGCAUCUUGCUGUCGGUAAGCAUGUGUAUGAUGAUGAAAAUUUGGACAACCUGACAGACAGGAGCAUGCGAAUUUGGUCUUUCCAAUGCCAGGAACUGCAACUGAAUCAACCUUCAUCCUGCUACAGUGUGGAACUCUCUGAAUCUAAAUAUUUUGCUGAAUGCCCCGGAUAUGCAUUAAAAAAGAGAAAAAAAGCAGUCCGCUUCUCUCCAAAGGUAAAGAACUAUUUAUCAGUUUUAUAUUAUCAUGGAGAAGAGUCUGGAAAAAAGCCUAGUCCUUUUACAAUCUCCAAACAAAUGAGAUGUGAGACAGAUGUCGAUGGGAACUGUCUUUUUUCGCCAGCGGAAUGGCUUUCACAUCAACAGAUAAGAAGUUUCUUUGGAAGUUUAUGUCUGAAGAAGCAGAGAGAAGCUGAAAGAUCUGGAAAAUCCCAUGACAUAAAAAGAGAUGAAAAUCUUGAAGAGGAUGAAGACCUUCAAAAUGUUAUCAAUGAUUUGGUGGCAUAUGAGCAUCAGAGUAUACUAUCAAACACUGUAAACGAAUUAACAUUUUAA
This is a messenger RNA of Saccostrea echinata, 2651 nucleotides long. RefSeq lists its product as uncharacterized. The transcript has 2 exons. The record is from RefSeq and is a predicted model, not a curated record. Lineage: Eukaryota; Metazoa; Mollusca; Bivalvia; Ostreida; Ostreidae. Bases 69 to 2651 code for a protein of 860 amino acids.